CUGGUCAACUUUUAAACUUUUCUCCCUUCCCGGAAACGAACGUCGGAGCGCCUCGCUCCGGGCAGGUGCGGAGCGGGCGGCGGCGGUAGGCUCGGGCUGAGGUGCGGUGCUCUGCAGCCGGAGGUGCGGAAAAGUUUUCUGCCCAGCUUUUGUUUUGCCAGUUUGACCUGAAUCUACGAACCAAUGAAGAAAUGAAAGGACAGAACAUACCAGCUGGCAUGAUCUGUUUAUUUCACAUCAGUGCUACACUUUGGGGUUUUACAGAACAGGAAGAAGUAACAGGGCUGUUUUCUGAGGAUUGCAUCCUCCCUUGUCGUUUCCCACCUGGGCAUGAUGAAGUAAUUCACUGGAGCAAAGAGAACAGAAAUGUGCACAGUUACUACCAGCAGCACGAUCAUCUGGAAGAACAAGAUCUACAUUACAGACUCAGAACACACCUUUUCCAUGAGAACAUCCCUAGUGGAAAUGCCUCCUUGAAACUUAGUAACCUGACCAUGACUGAUGAGGGCUCUUAUACCUGCUACGUGGGAACAGCACAAUAUCGAACAGAAGUGGAAGUGCAGCUACGUGUAAAAGCUCCUUCUUCUUAUGCACUGGAAUACCAAAAGACAAACACAGAAAGGAGACUGAAGUGCUAUGCUUUUCUCACUUAUCCAGCACCAACUAUAUCUUGGGUACAGGGCAGUAUAUCCAUCCAAGAGACAGAUCGGGAGGAAACUAGGAAUGGAGUUCUCUAUUCUCUUAGAAGUGACAAGGACAUCAUAAAUGUGACAGAUACUUACUACUGUCAUAUUCAUUUGGAUCAUGAAGUGUGGGCCGCUGAAUGGAAAAUGCAAGAGCACCUGCCUAAGGUGGAAGGAGAGAGCACCAUAAUUCCUUGUGAACACGGCCGUGACCCUGCAAGCACUGAUGGUUUCAGUGUUGUCUGGACAUUACACAGAAAUGCAGUGACCUCAGUCCUGGCCUCCUUCAAUGGCACGUCUCACUCUCACCAGCCUCGAGUCCAGGUUAACGAAAAUGACUUUUCACUGAGGUUGGAUCAUCUUACUGCAGGCGACAGUGGCGAAUAUCUGUGUAAUAUUUCAACACCUCUCUACACAAAGCUUGCUGUGACAACUUUGCACGUCGAAAAUUCAGGUAUCACUGGGAAAAGUGUGUGGGGAAUACUUGGUGCAGUGGCAGUAGCAGUGGCAAUAGCAGCGGUACUUUGCUAUCUCAAGAAAAAAAGGAAGAGAGAAAUUGUAUGAACACCUUGACAUAUGGGAAGAAAAUAGCUGUCUGCACACAGAUACUACUGACACUGAUGAUGAACAAAGAGGUCCUCCACCUUCCCCUUUGAGUUACAGUAAGAGCCGCAUGGAAAUGUGAUUUUCUGAGCAACACUAAUGGACAAAUGGGGAGGAAGAAAAGUCAAUGGACACUUGUAUGUGAAAAGUCAUGGAGCAGGGCAUCUCACCCCCCACAUGAGCUUAUCUCUUACUUUUUAACUGGUGAGUUAACUCAAACCAUGCGGGCUACCCCGGCCGGUCCUGACGGGGUGUCCACAAAUCCGAACGGGUUUCCCCGGACACUGCGUCCACAGUGCCCGCAGCCAACCUUCCACCCGUGCCCAGAUGUCGUAAUAAAGUGUCCUCACCAAUGAGAGACGGGAGCGCUCGCUGUAUGACAGUUCACCAGAGUUUAUUGCAGGAGAAUCCGAGGGUACAGACGUCGUGGAGAGGGGCAGGAAGGAUCAGGUGAUGGAAGGAGGAGGUCGGAAAGAAGUAGGGUGACAACUGCUGGUGAGGGAACCAGGGACAGCGAACUAGGAGCUGAUCACACAGCAGCUGACAGGCAAGCCUGAGAGCUGUGGCAAAAAGCCCUCCCAGUGGGGGUGGAUACAACUGCGGUAUAUAAACUGGGGAGGGACAGGAGGGGGUCAGGGUACAAUUCAGCCAAUGGGAAGGUAGGACAGGGGAGAAGUUGGGAUGGUGUAAUGUAGAACAGACCAAUAAGAAGUAGGAAGGAAGUGACAAGAACUGGGGAGAACCAAUAACAAAGCUGAGAAUACAGAACUUUCUAGAAAGUGGGGAUGAUUGACACAUGGUCAUUUGCUUGUGGGAGUGAGGGAUCAUGGGAAAAUGAGCCACUCUCUCAUCCUGAGUUACACGUAGGAAUCUUCCCAUCGCAUCCCAGGAGUGCUGUCCCCAGCACCGACUCCCACAAAACCAGACAGAGCUGUCUUGUAGUGAGUUAUUUUGGCACCAUGGGAUUAUCAUCUGGAAAGACAAACUGGAAUUCUGACUGACAGACACCUGCCUUUACAAACUACAUAAGCUACACCAAACUUUGACAAAUCAGAAAUCUUCUGCACAUUUUCCUGGAAACGUGGAGUUUCCCCUCAGAGCAGGGACGCCUGUUUUGCGGUUGCUCCUCUGGAGGCUGAGUAUUUUUUUGCUAGUUUUAAUAUAGGUACCUUGAUAUCAUGCACUGUUUUGUGUAAUCUACUCCCAGUUCUUUUGUUUUAUACUGUGUCAGAAUUAACUCAGGUUAAGACCUUUCAUGUGUUGCCUCCUGUCUGUUCAAUAAAUAACUCAUUUUAUAAAUACACCUGAUCUGCCAUCCUUAGAACUUGCGGGCCAGAGCGAUUUCUUAAAUUUAAGCUGUUGCCAAAAAUCUGAGGCUAAGGCAAAGCGUCUGUGAAGCUCCCAUUUCACUUGUCCUGUGACAAGUCAAUAUGCAAAACUGGAUUUCCUAAAGGGACAAAGAAGUUUCCAGAGAAGAAAUCCCUACAUUUUGAGGGGUUUUGGUUUGGGGUUUUUUUUUUUUUUUUUCAGGGUGAGGGGAAGAGAGCUUACUGGUUUUCAUUUAAUUUAGUAUUUUAUUUUUAAGACCAUGUCUGCUGUCGACAGUGGCAAGUCUGAGCCCCACAGAGUGCGCUGGGCUGGCAGUGGUGGGGUAGCAGAGAAGUGUCCAAGUGGGAACAGCUGUGGGGAACAAAACAGUGGCAGACUGAGGUGUGAGAAGCUGAAUGCUGCCAAACACAGCCUAGCACAGCGGUCUGGAAAAUGGGCCGUGUGACAUGGACGGUCCAGCUUUUGGGGGUUUAUCCAUCAUUGUUCUCCAUUGUCUUGGGCUUAGGGAUAGGAAAUGUUAGCUGUGGGAGCCUCCCCCACCUGCUUUUGUCCUGGGGGCCACAUGGUGUGUGGGAAUGGCUGCCACCUUGUCUUAGUCUAGAAAAACAUGUGGAGCUGGCAGCACUGGAAUGGCUGCCAUCUUGUCUUUGUCCCAGUAGCCACAUAGAACUAAGUUGAAGUGGUGAACACGUUUAUGUGGGUAAAGCAUCUCUUCUUAUAUACUUUUGUUAUUUACAUUGUUGCUCUUUGCUUUCAGUAAAUUAUCUCAACCCACAGUCUCUGCUUUUGUCUCUCUCUUACCAGAAAGGGGUGGGGGGAAGGGGAGUGGCUUAUUUGGAGUUUAAUUUUUCUGGCUGGUGUUAAACCACCAGGGACCAGCUCCCUGUUUAAAGGCAGGAAAGAUUGAAGAGAAUUCUUUAUUUCUGAGCCAGAGGAAGGUGUCCCUUGAUGCCAUCUCCUGUGCUUGUCCUGCAGCUGGCAAAGAGAAGUUCCUUGACUGGUGGUAGUGGAAGCUUAUAAAUUGACUGUUUAUAUGGAAAUCUUUACUUUAUCUUCUGCAAAACUCAGGGUCCUACAGGCAGGACAAAUGGAAGCGGGGUUUUCCCAGCUUUAAGGGCUGUCCCUUCCACAGGUUUAAUCUGUGCUGCUGUCCUGGUUCCAGCCAGGACAGGGUUUUUUUUUUGCAAUAGCCAUGAGGGGAUAUGACCAGAACCCUAAUGUUAUUUGAUGCCACCGACUUCAUUGGGGUGGGGGUGGGGAGAGGGACUGUCUGUGUGGUAAAAGGGGUUCAUUCAGGGAGGGGUCUAUGGUGAGCAUUUCUGCAUGUGCAUCACCCUCUGUUUUGUAUACUUUUUUUUUGUUACUAUCGUUGCUGUUACUAUUAAUUUUCUUAUCUCAUUGCUGUUUCCAGGAAAUUGUUCUUAGCCCGUGAUUUUUCACAUUUUGUGCUUUCAACUCCCAACUCCAUUCCAACAGUGGGAAGGGGGAAGGGGAGGGGGAGCAAGAGAGUGGCAGUGUGGUUUGAGAGUGAAGGGAGAAGUACUGUUCAUAAACCAGGACAGCUGCUUUAACAGUCUGCAUAUGAAAUACGUGAGGCUGUGCAGCAUGACUGGAUUUGCCCUUAGUUUUGAUUCUGUCAGAGAUCUGCCAAUUAGGAUUUGUUCCAACAUAAUGAAGUCGACUGUUGGCGAGAUGUAAUCUUCU
Onychostruthus taczanowskii (white-rumped snowfinch) is the source of this 4319-nucleotide messenger RNA. It is a transcript of the gene HHLA2, whose product is annotated as HERV-H LTR-associating 2. The record is from RefSeq and is a predicted model, not a curated record. The coding region runs from base 192 to 1247 and encodes 351 amino acids. Gene Ontology annotation, cellular component: external side of plasma membrane. Gene Ontology annotation, biological process: cellular response to lipopolysaccharide; cell surface receptor signaling pathway; positive regulation of T cell proliferation. The transcript is spliced from 7 exons. NCBI's taxonomy places the organism in Eukaryota, Metazoa, Chordata, Aves, Passeriformes, Passeridae.